UGUCUGUCUGUGAGAUUAAGAGGUCUGUGGGGGAGGAAGAGGAGCAGCAGCGCUACACUGCGCAGGCGCACAGCAGCCAACCGGCAUUCUGCUCACGCGCGGGGCGACCCGGCUUCUUUCCGCCCUCGCACAUUCACUCAAGGACAGUGUGUGCGCGCGCGCGCGCGUGUGUGUGAGUGUGAGUGUGUGUGAGUGAGCGCGCGCUUAUACGGCUUUUCAGCUCCUGAGACUGUAGCGCUUCUUAAAUAGAAGACAGACAGCCGGGGAUUCCGUGACACCGACGCCGCCGAACUGAUGCGGGAUGGAAACAUCAUCAUCUUCCUCCUGAUGGAUCUGUUCAGGGUGUCUAUGCGGAGUCUAAGAGCUGCAGUUUGACAGCAGAAUCAGCGUGCCAUCGCAUCCGAUCCGACAGCGCGCUCACGGGACUGCUACCCUACUGAGGAAAGAGAAACGAUGAAUUAUGCACAGCAGAUCAUGAAUAAAACACGGUCUGGUUGUGCGUCUGGCCUCAGCACGUUCAGCACGAGGCCAUGAGGAUCAUCAUCAUCACCAUGCAAAAUAUUCUCAGCAUCGGCUUUCUCGCUGCUCGUUUCCACACACUGACAUGUGAGUAAAAAGCUCCCGAGCAAGGCAGAGUCAGCGCAACACUCACUGAUAAGGUCUUGUCUGCUCUGAAGAGAUAAAACAUUAACCUCGUUGUUCAUGGAUUAUGACGACUUGCUGCUGUAGUUCUAAAAAAAAGAACAAAAAAGGAAAGCACUUAAAGAGGCAGAUUUCCUCAGAUGUUGUGAGGAUUAUGGACACUCAGGGAUUUUCAGCAGGUAUCCUGCACACUGCAAUGGAUUUCUAACUGUGCUGCAUGACUGAGUGACAUUUUUACAAUGAAUUAUUUACAUGGCCAAGUGUUUCAUUGAGUUUUUACAAAUUCUGAAUUGAUUCCGUGCUUCUCCUGCUUAGUUUUUAUUGAUGGAUAUUUGGAUUCAGUUCUGUAGAACAGAUUUACAUGAUGAACAAGAACCAGACGAGCAAUGGAUUGCUUUAUUGAGCCAGUCAACUAGUUAGUCCCAAAUCCGACAUUCAGCCAUGUGGUCGCUACCUCUUCUUCGUCACACCGACGUCCCUCCAAGAGUGACAGAGAACUUCAUUUUGUCAGGUUACCGCUUCCCUGACUACAGCCUCAUACAGUGCCUGGUCUCUGCAUUCCGGCCUACUAACGAGACCGGAAACUUCUGGACUCAUUUCCUCCCGAUAUUCAUCUUUGCCUUUAACUUUAUAGAAAUAUUCGAGUGGGAAGGAGCCCCAACCCCUGGGGAGCCCUUCUUUUACCCAGCCUGGAACUAUUUCUUCGGGGUUUUCUAUCUGCUGCUGGCCAGCAGUAUGGCUCAUCUCCUCAACUCCAUGUCAUUGAUUGUCAGAGAGAUCUGCUUCUUUGUGGAUUAUGGGACCAUCAGUGCUUAUACAGUUGGUUCAUCUUUGGCUUACUAUUACUACAUUCACCCACAGGCUGGGAUACCAAAGGUCGGGCUUGGGAAACAGAAUAUUUCAGAGACACAGUCGGAAAAGGAAGUCGAGCCUUCCUCAGCUCCAUCUCAUAACUCUUCUUUCUCCUUCCUGCCUUUUCACUUAUUUUUUGAUAACCUGUACAUCCCUUGCUCCUUCCUGGUGGCCAUUAUCUGUGUGUUAACCUGUUGCAACACCAGGCAGCAGUGGAGGAAGUAUCGCUAUGCUGUACGCACUCUUGUUUUCCUUCUGCCCUUCUUCGUAUCAUCCACACCGAUUUUCUACCGGCUCUUCAGUCCAUCACCAUAUCCGGCUUCUUCUUUUUACCCAUCAGCUACAAUGGCCACCUUUUUCUAUCGCCACUGCUUCUGGCUGGUGGUGUCUGCAGCCUUUAACAUUAGCAAGAUCCCAGAACGUUUUUCUCCUGGAAAGUUUGACAUCUGGGGGCACAGUCACCAGUGGUUCCACUGCUGCACCUUCCUCUCCAUCCUUGAUGAGCUCCAUAUGAUCAAGGUAGAGAUCCGAGCCCUGCUGCUUCACCCAUCCAUGGUCAUAGCACCCUCCACAGAUCCUCAGCUCCCUGGCCCGACUAUUUACUCCACCUUUGGGCUGAUGUUGGUGCUACAGGGGUGUAUCGCUUCUAUUAUUGUAUGGUUUGGGUGGUGUGCAUACCAGAUUUAUAGUCCUGUGCAGAAAGGCCUGAAGGAACACUGAACAGAGUCAAGCCAGAGACUUGAAUAUAUUUGGGGCAACAGAAUUGUUGGUGAUUUUGUUGUUUGACUGUAGCUAUUAUUUAAUCUCACAGGACCAGAUUAAUAACUUAAAUCAACUAAUAUCAAUUUGGGUCGCUAUAGUUGAGACUACUAGGGAUAAUUUAAAAUUGAUUUAGGGAUGGCCUGGUUAUUUUUGUCUCUUUAAGGUUACCAUGUUGGUACUGACAGAGCAUUCAGGAAUCAGCAGAUAAUUUAAUCCUUUGGGGAUCCAUUAGCACAAACAAGCACGUAAGGCUUUCCGAGUCUCCUAGGGGUACUAGCUGACGCUGUUUGCUGGUAUCUCUUACACAAACACGCACACAUACCCACUUCCUCCCCUUUUUAAACAGGAAGUAAAGGAGCCGACUAGCUUCAACCACAGUCUUUUAGCAUAGAGGAAAUGAGACGGCUUUACUGUUGGUGAAGAAUGUACAGCACUUGACCAGUGCACAUUUUUAACCCCAUGUUUUAAAAGCAACUUCACCAUAACUGCCCUCUCUGCUCUGAAACUGAAAGCCGAAUAAUGCUAAAAGGUAAUGUUUGAAAAACAACAACAAAAAAACGAAUGUUUUAAUAAAUUGUUAUCCAAACUUAUAUACUACUGGUCGAGAAUCAAGACCAAAUGUCUGCUUAUAUAAUACUGUAACCUAUGCAUGACUCUUAAUUGAACAUUUUGGUGCAUCUAGGAGAAGAAGGGAUGUGAUAUCGGUUUAUAAGUUCAAUGUCACAUUAAGAAGCAGAAGCCAUAACAUUGUUUCUUAGACAUAUCAACAUGAUUUUUAGCAGGGUUUCCCACUGGUCAGCUGAAUUUGCACAUAAUCAACCAGAAGCUUUCGGGAAAGUGGUGCAUUUAAGGGCAUUUCAGUCAUUAUAAGUGGUUUUUUUUUUUUUUUUACUUAAUUAUAAAUCAAUUUUUACUGGAACCCUGCUCCUUUGUAUACAACAAUCCCCAUGGUUUUACCUGUGCCCUUCUUUUCAUCACUUACCUCUACGCAGCUGGCUCUGAAUAUUACUUGAACCAAAAAAAGUGUAAGUGUAAAAUAGUGCAAAAAAAGAUCUCUUAGCAAGUGGAAAUAUCUUGAAUCUCGUCCAUUUUAUCUUAAGAUUCUUAUUAUAAGUUUACAGUAAAUUAAAUCUAAGAGGAUGGAGCCCAUUUCUAGACAUAUUUUUACUAUUUUCAAGCAUAACUUGUACUAUUGGCAAAAAAAUUAUUUCUAGAAAUGAAUGCUUAAAAUGAGCAGACUGGUCUGCUAAUAAAACAACGUUUAUUUUUUGUAUGUCCAGAAAUACAAUUGCAUUCGGUUUAUUGUAAUGAUAAGUCAAGAAAUUAUAGAUAAAUGUGACUAUGGAUUCAAGAUAUGUCUUGUCUUGUUUUUUGCAGUGAAGAUAUACUACUGUGACAACCAAGUGCUUAGAUGUUAGUGCUGGACUUGUUUCGGCCUGCGUACAGUAAUAGUUCCAGGGCAAGGGCACACAUCUAAGAUCAGAUUCCUUUCUUACAUGUUUCUCUGUGUCAGUAUGUGUAUUUAGGGGGAAAAAGACUCCCAAACUGAAAUGCUUCCUUUCUGCAUAUAAUCUCUCCCUAACUGGUACACAGUUACUGCGUGUUACUCAGCAUUCUGUUCUAAACCUGUCAUUAUCAUUAUUAUAAUGUAAUCUAAUGCAAUGUUAUGUCUGGCUAGAACAUUAGUGAUAGCUUUAUGAUAGACUGUAGAGUGAAACCUACAGUAACAGUAACAGUUACCUUGAGUAGAUUUGCACAGCUGAAAAGACUCAUUUAAAAAAGUUAGAGAAAUGUCUGUAACUUUUAAUUAUGAAUGUGCCUGCUAUGUUUGUUUCAUUAAUUUAUGACUGACAUAGCCAGUGGUGAGUGAGUGUUGUGCAAUGGACUAUUUGGUCUCUAAUGUCUUUGCUUAUUCAAAAAAAAAAAAAAAAAGGAGUAUAGUACAUGUAUUCGAUAUUAGUGCACUCAAAAAGGGAUUCUGGCUUUGUGUAGCUUUUUAAUAUUGAUAUAAUGUCUAUUUUGCUAAAACAAAUUUUAGUUUAUAUUGUAAGAAAUACUAUUUAAUUAGCUCAACCUGAACAUACCAUUAUUUUUUUGUGUUUAACUUUCAUAUUUUACUUGAGUAGAAAUUCUGCCUUUAAUUUAAAUAUGUACUUUUUUUCAGUGUAAUUUAAACUCACCAGAUCGGAUUUUCUGUCUGUAUUGUGUAAGGAAAAGAUCAGAACAGGGUGUGCUAUUAGAGGAAAAUAAUCAACACCGGGGUGGUGUUAUGCAGAGUUGUGUUAUCCACCCCAAAGCUGAAUAAUAUUUUCUAAUAAAGCAUAUUCCAAAGUGUUUUAUACCUCUUAUACCACAGCGGUUGACCAUUGAUAAUAAUAAAUAAAAAAUAAAUGAAUGACAUUUUAUAACUUUAUAGUUACAACAUCUGCAAGUCGAGUUAGUUCUCAUCACGUGUUAUAGUAUGUUAAAGUUACUGCCAUACAAAUAUGUGUGAAAGAGUUUUUACAGAAAUGAUCAUGUCUGAGAAAUAAACAAAUUAUGCCUUUUAUAGUUAGCACUACUGUCAGAGAUAAUUAAUUGCUGUGGUAUAAGCGACAUUUCAUAAUGGUUUGUCCUAUUUUAGUAAACGUUUCAUAUCCUCCGAGUUCAGGUUAUACCAUACUUCAUAAACCAAACAUUAUUUAUAGUACAUUUAUAACCUGAGUAUGUCUGUACUAUGAGGAAUAAUAUGAUAAACACAAAUCUGUUAUGUUCGAAAAAUGAUGUUGUAGCAUAAGCUUUGUACAUUUGCUCCAUUCUGCUGACUCUUCAAGCAUAUCCUUCUGCUUAGAAAGACUGCUGUCCGUUCCCACAAUGAUACUGCUAGUUAACAAAUGUAACACAUUGUGUAAAACAUGAUUUAGUAUCCAGUGAGUGUGUGCGCAAUCACCUUCAACCAAUGUUGAAGUAAAAUUUGACCUCAAUCUGCAACGGUUGAAACAUGACAGUAAGACCUCAUUUUUACUGUACGCGUGUGAAAAUAAUGCAUCUGAGACAAAAUAGCAUUAGUGUUAUAUGUCUGUAGAAAUUUCAUGCUAAUGUAAUCAUUACAGGCAUACAUAAUACUCUGUAGGAAACUUAGUGUGCGUUAGACAAUUGUAGUAUAUUUAUAAUAGUCAUUUAUAAAGGUGUCUGUUGUAAAGUGAUUCGACCUGACAGAUGCAGUUACAGAACACUAGACUUGAUUAGUUCUAGUUCUCAGGGUUAAACAUCAUGCAGGCUUGUGAUCUGGACAUUCCCGGACAAGCUAUGCUACGCAUAUGACUGGUUUUGAUUCAGUCUUAUUUAUGAUUGAAAUAUGUAGAUCUUUCUAGUUCUAUCCUAAUAACUGAGAUAUAAUUAUUCUAUUGAUACUAUUAUAACUACUAUUAUACUAUAGAAUGAGAGUUAAUAUAAUUGUAUCAAUACAUUGUAAUUCCUUUUCAAUGUAAUAAA
Molecule: messenger RNA, 5730 nt
Organism: Clarias gariepinus (North African catfish)
Lineage: Eukaryota; Metazoa; Chordata; Actinopteri; Siluriformes; Clariidae
Gene: paqr9
Product: progestin and adipoQ receptor family member 9
Exons: 1
Coding region: 1084-2214 (376 amino acids)
Cellular component (GO): membrane
Molecular function (GO): signaling receptor activity
Source: RefSeq, a predicted model, not a curated record